Messenger RNA from Cryptotermes secundus, 1867 nucleotides. Its product is annotated as glutathione S-transferase. Bases 139 to 753 code for a protein of 204 amino acids. Gene Ontology annotation, molecular function: glutathione transferase activity. Lineage: Eukaryota; Metazoa; Arthropoda; Insecta; Blattodea; Kalotermitidae. The transcript is spliced from 5 exons. Gene Ontology annotation, biological process: glutathione metabolic process. The record is from RefSeq and is a predicted model, not a curated record.
ACGCAUCAAGCCCCCUAACACCCCUCAGCUUCCGACCCUACCGACAAGUGAGGAAUACAUUGUGUAACCGGUAGGCAAGUUUACGGUAGAAGGUAGAUAUCGUUGGUUGAGGUUUGGAAUUUAAAAUAGUGAAGCAUCAUGAGCCCAAGAUACAAGUUGAUAUACUUCCCAGUUAAGGCCCUGUCUGAGCCCAUCCGCUUUCUAUUAUCAUAUGGUGAAGCAGAGUUUGAAGAUUAUCGUUUUGAAUCGGAACAGUGGCCCCAGCUCAAACCAUCUACACCAUUUGGGAAGGUUCCAGUUCUUGAGAUUGAUGGGGUUCAGACCCAUCAGUCAGCUGCUAUUUGCCGUUACCUCGCCAAGCAGUUUGGUCUGAAUGGCAGCAAUGAUUGGGAGGCUCUUGAGAUAGAUGCUAUUGUGGACACUUUUGGUGACUUCAGACAGCAAAUUGCCAAUUAUCACUAUGAUCAAGACGAAGCUUCAAAAGAAAAGAAAUGGGAACCUUUGAAAAAUGAAACUGUGCCUUAUUACAUGUCAAAGUUUGAAGAAGUUGUGAAGAAGAAUGAUGGGUACUUUGUUGGUGGAAAGCUGACAUGGGCUGAUCUUUACUUUGUUGGCAUACUUGACUACUUGAAUUUCAUGGUGAAAGAAGAUCUAGUGGAAAAUCGUCCCAAACUGAAGGCUCUGAGGGAGAACGUUUUGACAAUACCAGCUAUAAAGGCUUGGGUUGAGAAACGCCCACAUUCAGAGAUGUAAGAAAAAGGUGCCAUGAAGAUAGGCAAGAAUUGUAUGACAUGUUUACUUGCAAAGUUGGUAUUAUAAACAUUUAAAUUCAGUUAUUAAUUUUGAAAUAUUAUGUUCAUAAUAAGCAUUUCUUUUUGUUUUUAUGUAGAAUUCUUUCAUAAAAAGAACAUAUAUUUGCACUUUAUGUUAUGCUAAGCAGUUAUUGCUCCACGUGCUAGGAUGUUAAUGGUUCAAAGAUCUGCUUAAGUAAGUUACAUGAUUUUCUUGUUUCAAAACUUGUGUUUUCAUGUGGUUCAUGUAUUUAAUACCCUGAAACUAAUUAUAACCUUAUGUCAGGUGUGGGCAACUGUUUAUCCAAGUGGACAGUGUUAGAGUACAUUGCUUUGAAGAUAAUGGUUGAAAGCUGCCAGUGUCAGUAAUUGACAUAUAUUCGUUGAUGCUUCUUUCACAAGUUUAUUUGGAAAGCCUGGGAUUGUAAUGAGGCUUGCAGUCGUUUCUACGGUACACAUUUUGCACAUCCUUGUUUUCUUCAUGCAUUUUGAAAGUUGUUUUCAUUUGCAUGCAUAGAAAUGUGAAUCUGCUAUUGUACAGUCAACUGCUUUGCCAUUUAAUUUGUGUACAGCGUGGUAUUGCACAGAAUGACAAAGUCUAUGCAUUGUUUUGAAUUUGAUGUGAAAAAGGUAAAAUUUCAGGCAUACUGAAAGUAAAACAGGAUGUCAUCCUUUCUUACUAUACCACAUGAUACGUUUCCUGUUUCUCAUAUGAGGAUGCAGUAUUAAUACUUUACCAUGACAAAUUUGUGCAUAUGUAUCAGUUCAGGGAAGCAGAUGACAUCUUUUGCUUCUUUAUUAGUUUCAUAUAUUUUCCAAAGAAAACAGGGUUUAAUACAAUAAUUAUCAAGAAGUGGGGCAAACAAAUAUAUAUAUUUGCUGUUCAGAUCACUUUUAUAAGAGUUCACAAAUUCAUGUAAUUUCUCUGUUAUGCAAAUAUGUAUACUUAGUAACUUGUAUACUGAAGUUACAUAUAUUCUUGUAUUUCAUGUGUGCGUUACAGAAAUAUUUGUAAUAUCAAGCAUUUAAAAAUAUAUUUUUGAAUAAAUGAUAUAUGCACUUUUGAGUGAUAACUA